Trichomonas vaginalis G3 is the source of this 1014-nucleotide messenger RNA. Its product is annotated as keratin-associated protein family. The transcript has a single exon. The record is from RefSeq and is a predicted model, not a curated record. Bases 1 to 1014 code for a protein of 337 amino acids. NCBI's taxonomy places the organism in Eukaryota, Parabasalia, Trichomonadida, Trichomonadidae.
AUGAACAAAGUUUUGAAAUCUCAUAAACACAACAUCUCCGAUAUAAAUGAACUUCAAGCUACAUUAGACAGUAAAGCCGACAAGAACCAUACAAACGAAUCCUUCACUACUGUUAGAGCAGACGAUGUAAUAUUGAACUAUGAUUUGGGUUCAAGUGCACCUUUAGAGAAUCCGAGUACAAGCGUAAAAGAUACUCUUAACAAUUUAGAUAACAGAUGUAUGAACAUUGAAGGUCAUGCCAGAAACUUUGAAGCAUACGAACUACCAGCAAUGUUAGAUAAGAAAGCUGACAAAACUUAUGUGGAUGCAGAACUAACAAAGAAAUUUUCGAAACCAGACACAAUGACAUUCACAACAGAAUUUAUAAAUGGUGAACCAGCAACUCCAUUUGAAUUUGUAAGAGGCAUUCAACCAGAAACAUUUGAAUUUUUCUUGGAUAAUUCUAUAGAGCUAACAUUACAUUAUAAAAGUGGAACAAAUGCAACAUUUCAUCCGGGAGAUACAUUCCAAAUGGUAUUUAAUGACAUAAGUUCUUUAGAAUAUAUUUAUAGAGUUAUGAGCAUAUAUGAUUUAAUAUAUCCUAUAGGAGCUGUUUAUACGUCUAUGAAUCCAAUAAAUCCAAACACUUUAUUUGGUGGUAGAUGGUAUGAAAUAGUUGACAGUUUUCCAUUCUACACUAAUACGCAGUCAAUGAAGAUGGGAGGUUCAAAGAAAAUAGGUAUUGAAAACCUUCCUUCACAUAUGCAUAAGUUCAGUGGAACAACAUCUGUGGAAGGAAACCAUUCACAUUCAAUAACAAAAAGAGGUUAUAGAAAUCUUGCAGCAGGUUCGGAUAGACAGGGAAUGGAUAGAUAUGAUAUUUCAAGCGACCCAGUAGAUUCAAGCGCAGGUAUUUUCUGUGGAACUGCAGGAAACCAUACACAUGUUUAUGCUGGCAUUACAGACCCAGCAGGUAAUGGAAAAGAUUAUAUGCCUCCUUAUAUAACAAUGCACGCUUGGAUACGAGUUGGUUAA